Molecule: messenger RNA, 20052 nt
Organism: Brassica rapa (field mustard)
Lineage: Eukaryota; Viridiplantae; Streptophyta; Magnoliopsida; Brassicales; Brassicaceae
Product: protein FAR-RED ELONGATED HYPOCOTYL 3-like
Molecular function (GO): zinc ion binding
Source: RefSeq, a predicted model, not a curated record
AAACUAGGAGCUCAUAUGUAAGCUGCGUAUGAUCUUUUGAUUUGAUUCUUCAUCUCAUGUUACUGUGAGAUUUUUAGAGUCUCUUAUUGUCUGAGUGAAGAACAAACCCUUUACAGUGAAAUGAAUCUUGAAUUGAUGAAAAAGAGAAUCUGAUGAAAGAGAGUAUAAGUGCUUUAGAAACAAGAAAUUAAAGAGAUUAGAGAGAUUGAGAGUACAAGAGAUUGAGAGAUUAAGUAACCAAGAUUAGAGUUUCAUAACCAAGAAUACUUUAAAUUAUGAAGGAGAAGGGAAACUCUCCCUAACUCACUUAAGUUAAAAUAUAUGUACAAUGAGAGCUUUUAUGGCCAAAUACAUAAGACAAUAAACAUUAAAGAAAUAUGAAGAGGACAAAUAGAUAAGGCUCCAACAGCUCUAAAGAGAUAAUGUUUCAAAAGGUCUAUUUUGAAUUUUGAACUUUGAACUUUUUGAAUGUAGUGAACAGUACUCGUGAAUCUCUACAACACCAAAGUGCUCAAUGCAGGUUUCUCAAAUCGCCCACUUUGAUACCGUAGGUGAUAUGUCUUUUUCCUCAAACGUUGUUCUUUUCCCUACAACAUCAAAGUGUUCAAUAUAGCUUUCUUGAAGUGCUCACUUUGAUGUUGUAGCUAAAUCUGCUUUCCAUUUCUCUUUUGUUGUCUUUGUCUUUGAUUUUUCCUUCUUCAUUUUUUUCAAGUUAACACUCUCCUUCAAAUUUGACCAUAUGAGAUCUUUGGGAAAGCUUGGAACCUUGAAAAACUCCCUCAUUAAAAACCUCAUCAAAGAAAACAAUUUGGAACAAAACUUUGAUGAGGAAAAAAGAGUAGAGAUUCAAAGACCUAUGGAUUGGCCAGUGGAUCUUUGUGUCUUAGUAUCAAUGUGAUGGAUACAAAGACCCUGGAUCAUGGCCUAUUAACGUGAUGCAAUGUUGAUUUUCACUAUAUUGCACAUCACCAACUCUUCUUGGAUCUCAUCUUGAAACCGGCUUGUGUCUUCCCUUCUCUCAUGGCUUCUUGCCAUCUCUAUCAGGUAAGACCACAUCCUAGCUCUUUCUCAUUGAGUCUCUAAGUAAGGUACCCUGAUACAUCAUUUUGCUGAGCUUUGGUUGAUUUUUUCUUUGAGUUGCCAACUUGAUAGAAGGUUGUGCGGAUAGUUUCUUCUUUCUUCAUCAACGCUACCCAAACCGGUUGGCUCUUCUUCUUGAAUCACCACUAAAGGCUCUUUCUUUUAUCACACAAGCCCAUUCACACUCCCCCUCAAGCUUGAGACCGCGUAUAUGGAAGUUCCACGAUUGAUGAUGAACGCUUGCUUGCUUCAUGCUUGGAUCAUAGCUGCUCGGUCAUCAACACUCCCCUUCAAGCUUGAGACUGAGUAUAGAGAAAGACCAAACUUGAUGGUGAGCACUUGGAAGCUUCUUGAUCCGGCUAGUGAGGAGUGUCAAUCUUCUUCAGUCUUGACACUUGAAUCUCCCACUUAAUACACCAAUGCACCAGCCUUCAAUCGACACCAACCCUAGUUGAAUAGACUUCUCAGCCACUUCUUCAAUCACCCAAUAUAAGAGGCAGUCUUGAUGAGUGGCCUUCUUCUUCAAACAACCGGCUGUGAAACGUCAUGAAUGGCUUGCAAUGGCACUGAGGAACUGGUCAUUGCGCAUCCAAGAGGUCUUGAUGGUAGCUCACUGAAUCCCCUCCUCAAGCUUGGAUGAUUAUGAGUCCGAGCUUUAUGUGAGCUUCAAUGAAUUUUGAAACCAGGAGCACAACAGCUUAAGAUUUGCGCUUAAGCCCCCGAUUCACCACCUUGCCUGUAGCUUCAAUGCCUUUACUUCAUUAGAAGCUUUCCAUUCUUCUUUCAGUGUGCUAACUUCCUUCCUACACUCAGGAAUAUACACAUCUUGUGUAGGCUCUGAAAUUUAGGCAAUGUGGAUACCAAAAUCCACGGGUAGCUGCCACCAACUUUUUUUCUCCUCAAUGUGUGUACUUUCCUCUCUAUGCUCAUGAAUAUACAUUUUUGUAUAGGUUCUGAUGCAUAGGCUGUGGGCAACUCAUCCACGAAGAUACACCAUUAACGAGAGCAACUCUCCAAGAUUCACGAAUAUACAUCUUGUGUAGACUCUGAACAACCUGGGAAAAAAUUUCCUCUUUGUCUUGGUUUAAUGAUGAAAAAUGAACAUCUCUUAUGAACCUGAAACAUCACUCAAACUCCAGCAAGGAUAAGACAUGAGCAUUGGGAUCAAUCAUUGACUAAUCAUCAAGUUCGAUCACCAAUGUCAUAAGCAUUGCAAUAGAUAGAAUCAAGUCAUGAUCAAGUUCUAAUCUCUGCAAGCAACUUUCACUGAACACUAAGCAUGAUCUUAUCAGGAUUCAAUACAAAGCAUUUAAGCAACCACACUGCCUUAACCACAUCUUAGACUUGAGUCUAAAUAUAUCAACCCCAAGGCAGCAACAAGAUGAAAAUAUGCAAUAACUUUAAUCAGUUUCUAAUUCAUGAAUACAACAUGAUUAGACAAAACAAUCUAUCAUCCUAACAACCAUUCAUUUAGAACUGAGGCUAAGCAAUAUAAUCAUCAAUCAACACCAGACAAUGUCAUACCUUAAUCAGAUUCGAUCAAUGAAAGCAAACAUGAUUUAAAUACAUCUAACAUCCUAACACAAUCAUUAUAGAACCGGGGAAAGCAUUUUAUUUUUCAGACAUCAAACAAGACUCUUUAAGCAUCCAGAAAUAGAACUAGACAAUAUAAUAUAGCAUUUUAUAUCACAGUACCCACAAAUUGAAUCACAGCACAACAACAAGAUACAAUCACAAGCUCAUAUCAAGAAGGUUUGGAUUAGCUUACAACCAAGGAUCCUAAGCUGGUUUCUUGAGCCUCCUUGGUAACAGGCCACGAAUCUAGUGGAUAAGAGAGCUGGAUCGUCACCCAACACUUUCUCCUUGUGUUCAUAUAACCUCCUCCCUGACACCACAACACAAAAGGUUCCACCUUUCUUCACAGCUCCAAGUCUCCAACUUCAGGAAUAAGAUGGAAGCUUUCUUCUUGAAGGGUUUCAUCUUGGAACAGAGUUGAGACACACCUUUAAUAGACUGGAUAGAAGAGGAGUGGCCAUGAGAAACCACCAUGGCUUCAGACAUCUUUUUCUUGAAGAGAUAGAACCAGCUGGACAUAUCUUCUAUGGCUUGGACUCGAGAUGAGCCUUGGCUUGUGAUGGAUUUGCGGAAGCUUCAACCAGGUUCAGAAGAACCUGGCUCUGAUACCAUGUGAGAUUUUUAGAGUCUCUUGUUGUGUGAAUGAAGAACAAACCCUUUAGGGUGAAAUGAGUAUUGAACUAAUGAAAGGGAGAAUCUGAUGAAAGAGAGUGUAAGUGAUUUAGAAACAAGAGAUUAAAGAGAUUAGAGAGAUUGAGAGUAUAAGAGAUUGAGAGAUUAAGUAACCAAGAUUAGAGUUUCAUAACCAAGAAUACUUUAGAUUAUGAAGGAGAAGGAAAACUUCCCCUAACUUACUUAAGUUAGAAUAUGUGUACAAAUAGGGCUUUUAUAGCCAAAUACAUAAGACAAUAAACAUUAAAGAAAUAGGAAGAGGAAAAAGAAGUAAGGCUCCAACAGCUCUAAAGAGAUAAGGUUCCAACAGCUCUAUUUUGAAUUCUGAACUUUGAACUUUUGGACUGUAGUGAACAGUGCUCGAAUGCAGGUUUCUCAAAUCGUCCACUUUAAUGUCGUAGAUGAUAUUUCUUUUUCCUCAAACACAAUUCUUUUCCCUACAACAUCAAAGUGUUCAAUAUAGCUUUCUUGAAGUGCUCACUUAGAUGUUGUAGGUAAAUCUGCUUUCCAUUUCUCUUUUGCUGUCUUUGUCUUUGAUUCUUCCUUCUUCAUUUUCUUCAAGUUAACAACUUUGACCAUUUUUCAUCUACUAAACUGACAAAAAUAUUCGACAACCAUUUUUAUUUCUCAUUUCCCAUCUUUAUAUAAUCGGCUGGUCCAUAUCUUAAAUCACACCAAGAGAACGAUGACGAAUUUUUAGAGCGGAGCCGCCGGGAAUUUGAGUUGGAAACGAGUUAAGUUCGUCCAAAAAAUGUGCCUGAAGUCAGUAUAUAUAUAUUAUAUCUAUAUGUUUGUAAUACAAUAAACUAUUCUAGCAAAAUGGAAGUGCACUUAUAGGUUAGCCCUAGGAUUUAGACACAAACCAAACAGAACCAAAAUUUUAAGUUUUCUGUUCAGAAACAAGUUGAUUUCAGUUCAGUUCCGUAAGGUUUCGAAAAAAUUGGCUCGGUUCGCAAGUAGGUUAAAUUCAGUUUUCCAAAAAAAUAUAAAAGUUUUAAACCAAAAAUAACCAAACUGAUCAAGCUAACCAAAACUAGCCGAAAACCUGAAACCACAUGCCUAUUAAGUUUGCCUCUUUAUUUCACAUUUUUAGUUUUUUAAAUGUUUAGACGGUGUAGUUUUUAUAUUUAUAGAUGACUAACUAUAUACGAGUUCAAAUCUAUAUAUGGACGAAUGUUACAUUGCAGGUUGAUAAGGGGAGAAUUAAUUUCACUUUUUCUGGUGGAGAUUUUUUGUUAUACCUGGUUUAUUUGUAGCAAAAGUUGCUAAUGCUCAAUGUUUAGCUAUGCCACAUCAACAAAUUAAUUCACACCAAUCACAUUAUUAUGUUAUGCCCUGAUAUCUAUUCUUCAACACGUGAAAAUUACUUCAGUUACAUCUUAGCUACUUUAAAAUAGUUUCCGUCUAAGCCCACAUCUUUAGCCCAAAUUUUUGGUGAUCCCUAUCAGUUUUGUCGCCAAUUGAUAAACUUCGUAUUCUUCCUUUUCCUUGGAGAAACCUAGCCGCUUUCACCUAUUUAGCUUAUCCUCUGUAAUGUUAAUUAACCAUAAUUGUGACCCAUAAAGCUCCAUUAUUUAGUGCAAUAACGAAAGGAUUCAACAGAAAAAUACAGCUGCAGGUCUCCAGUUUCUCUGUUUAUUGGCGACACCAUAUCGACAUCUCUAACGGUGGCUUCAAGACAGAUAGAAUUUUCACAGCCCACCAUAACUUCCAAAAGCCCCAUUAUUGUGCAGUUUAGGAGUGAUAACAUAUUGAACCCUCUUCAUCUUCUCCCUUAACCUAACUACAUAAACCGAGGGCUGACGAACUCCAUUCUGAGCACAGCUAUGAAAUAAAGAUCAACCAUUAAAAAUUCGUUUCGCAUGAUGUGUCAUGGUUAACUAACAAAGCUGUUCAACAGAUAACGGACGAUGAUGAUGAUUAUGAGGACAACGUUACUUAUGGGUUGAUGACGAAGAGGAAGAACAUCAAAGAAAGAAGAGCAUAAAGAAGGUACUAUGUGGUUAAACGGUUUACUCUCUGUUUAUAUUAUAAAACUAAAAUAUGACAUCUGAUUUUGUUAGUUUCUCUGUAUUUUGUUGCCAUCAUCAGCUAGGAUGGUGGGUUUACUUGGAUUUUUUUGUCUUUCAUGGUCUGAGUAUUUAUUUUUAAAUUGAUUUGACUAAGAUGAUUCAGAGCAAUGGAUUUUCCUUAAAGGAUUGUUUGUGCAUCUUACUUUCAAUUGUUUUCCCUUUUGAAAAUUUUGUAACCUUUUAGCAAUUUUUCUUUCCGCUGGAUUCGAGAAAUGAUUUGUGUAAGAUGAUUUACAUCAACGUGCUUUCGUUUCUACAUCUUGAUUUAAUUGUUAGUUUGUUUGUGCUAUGCUAAUUGGUUGAUUUCUCAAUAACAAGUUGCAGAUUUUGGCUGGACAACAACACUCAGAGUCUCAGAUGUCCUUGAGAAAUUGAGUCUGACAAAAACAUGAAUUGUGUUAAGGUUCUAAGGGAGAUCCAGGCGAGUCAAUCGUCCAGCUAUAUGAAUAUGGAUACAAUAUUUUAAUUUGUCAUAUUUGGUGGAGUAAAUAUUAUCUUAUUCCUUUCUUGUUUUGCAUUGCAGAACCAACAAGAUAAAGUUGAAGCAAAUGUUUUCGGGGAGAUGACAGCUCUCGGAGCUAAAGAGCGAAAAUUGUAUCAGAUUUUGUAUUCCAAGGUAUGAAAAUCACCUUUGAUUCUGAGAUUUCAUGAUGUACAUGUGCAAAAAGAAAAGAAAAAAACCUUAAAAGCUUCUAAAUAUUUUGUUAACCGUGGAUGACUGCAAGAAGACUGAUCAUGUUCUGAAAUGCCAAAACAAGUUACCAAAGGUGUACAACUUUGUAAUAUAUCUUUCGUCCAACAAGAAAAUGUGAAAAAACCAAUGCAAAACAGAGAUUGUUUUAAGUUUAUAAUCCAGAAAGUUUACUCUUUGGUUUUAAAUCUAACAUGAUAGAGCCAUACUACCAAGAACUGCCGAAUUCAAAGAUACAAAAAAUAGAAGAAAACAGUCUCCAAGUUAAAAAAGAAAAAAGUUCUAGCAGGAGAAUCAUUGGGAAGUCAGUUCCCAGUUUACACAAUACCACCAACAAUGUUCUUCGGAUUCGCUAUUGGUCCAGGAGCUCAGUUCGAUCAGAAUCAGGACCUUCAAAAAAUUUGGAUCACGUUUGCUCAAGUUCUAGAAAGCGGUAAAGGCGGAGCUAUUUUGGCUCUUCUGAAAGUUUCUCCUGUUUCAGCACACAUUGUUGUGUUUGGACCAGGGAAUACGGUGGUGUUAGCAUGUGGAACAAGUCCUUUUCCAAGUAAUUGAGGUUUGUUAUAAUUGCUGGAGAACUUAUUGGUGAACAAGUACUUCAGUAGAGUCCAUUCUUGAUGAAUACUCAAGCCGAGAUUGAUAUGACCAUUGAAGAUUAUCACUAUAGAAAUUAUGGCUUCGAAAUGGCCAAGUAAAUGAUCGAAGACUAACAACAAUCACUAUUUUAUAAAAGAAACUGUAUUUUUGCACUCUGACAUAUGUCACAUAAAAUAAACUGAUCAGUUCGUCAAUAUAAUUUGCAUACAUAUUAAUAUCUCAUGUAAACAUAUCACAUGUCACUUAAACAAUCAUCUUGAAAGAAACUGAAAGGCUUGAUAUGACUCUCUUAAACGUCUUUAACACUUUUAAGUUUCCCUAAUUGGUGAAUCCAGAAAAUUAGUUCGUCGUGCAUCCUUUCCUGAUUCUCAAAGUGUAUCAGUUUUCAAAAUAGUCAACUGCAAAUAUUUUUGCUAUUGUAUAAAUGCAUAGGCGUGUAUGUUCAAAAUUUUAAGGUAAUUAGAAAAAUAGAAGUACAAGAAUGGGAGAUACAAUUUCUUUUAACGAAAACCGAUGAUAUAAUUUAAUUUUACGGAUCAAUUUAUUAAAGAAAAGUCUGUUUUGGGACACUCAAACACAUUAUGUAUAUGCUGAGAAAAGUUAAUAAUAAGUGAUACUGUGAAAUAAAUAAACACUAGACCCUGAUCCGCGCGCCAGCGCGGAUAUGAAUUUUCGGUUUUUGGUUAUUUAUUUAACUAAAUGAUGUUUUCGGUUUUUGGCAUCUUAAACCAUUUAUUUAUGACGAAUAUUCGAUAUCAUAUAAAAAUAGAACAAACAUACGUAAUUAGAAAAUUGUAGACGAUAUAUAAAAACAAUGGUUAUUAAUGUAAAAUAUGAAGAAAUAUUAUAUUAUGACUUAGUAUGGCAUAAAAGAUUAUAAAUUAGUUAUACAUGUUUAAAGAAAAUACAGUGAUUUUUAAACUUCUAUGAAAAAUUUAACAUAUAAAAAAGGGCGAUGUUGUCAUCAAAUUAUAAAUAAUUUCAUAAUUUUAUUAAUAAUAAAUUAUUUAUAUUCUCUGUUUUUCGUCAAGAUAAUUAUUAAAUGUCCAUAACAUUAAUAUGUUAAAAGACCAUUUUAUAAAAGCCCAUAUUGUAACCGUUUUUUCGGGAAGUGUAACAAAAAAUUUACAUUUAACUCUUCAUUUUGUUUAAGUUUUGUGUCGGUAAAAGAUUAAAAAAAAUCUCUCUAUCUUUUUCAAUGUUCAAUUUGAAUUUUAUUAUGCGAAAAUCAUACGCAAAUAUAGGCAAUUGGUUGGAAUAUCUAUAUCUUUAUAUUCUUACAAAUUUUAAAUUUAUUGUUUCCUCUUCUGCAAGCAAAUCAAUUACCGAAGUAAAAGAUCAAUUGGUUGUAAUCAAAUUUAUUCUUAUAAUUAGUGUAAUUAUGGUUACAAUUUCUAUAUUUAAUAGGUACAUUAAAGAUACGACAUUGAAGAUAUUUUGUUUUGAUUAAUAGAAGAUAUUGGAUUUUGAGUUUGUAUUUAUUGAUUUCUUUUUUUAUAAACCUUAGAAAAUCAAUAGGAUGAUUGGUUGGUUGAUACAUCCUAUAACGAAAACGAAAACUAUAGGUGGUUUGAAUAUUGUACAUCGAUCGAUGCAUGAUGUAAGUUGACUAUAUAAAACUUGAGCAUGAUCAUUUCAAACUAAAGUAUAGGAAGGUUAUAUGCAUUUGUUAUAUUGUAGUUAAUAUAUUUUAAAUAUUACAUACGUCAAGUGAUUCACGUUUUCGUAAAAAUAAAAUUCAAGUUCAUUAUUGGGCCGUACUCAUCCGUAAUAAGCUACGUUAAAUAUCAUGUAUUAUGUUCAUUUAAUGAUAUUAAGUUUAAAUUUGAUUAAGAAAAACUGAUUAAUUGAACUAGAAAAUAUAAGCAUUAAAAUAAGUAGGAUCAUUUAAUGACAUUAAGUUUAAAUUUGAUUAAGAAAAACUCAUUAAUUUAAUUAGAAAAGACAAGCAUUAAAAUAUGUAGUUUAAUUUAAUUUCUUAGUGGCAUGGAAAUGUAAAUAAGUUAGAAAACUUAGGAAUAUUUUUUAAUGGGUACUUCUCUUUUAAUAAUAUAGAUGUAAGAAGGAAUGAAAGUUGUGUACCUUCACAUAAUCAAAUAAUUUUACAAUAAAAGAACUGAAACAAAAAAAUCAUUUAGUAAACUUUACCAUGAAUAUAUGCAUCAAUAUAAUUAUCAUUACGACAUCCAGAGAGAAGUAACUAUGUCAGAGUAAGGUUCUCUCUAAUGGUAAUUGUCUUUGAGUUUCUAAAAGGCAUAGUUCAUCUAAUCAAACAUACCUUCUUCAUCUUUACUUCAUUAUUCCAUUUCAAAAUUACCAUUAGGAUUAAGUUAUUAAUAUAUACACGUUAAUGGAAUAAGUAAUUAAUACAUCUAUCUAUAUCUAUCUAUCUUUAUAUAUAAAAUACAGUUUGCUCACUCCUGGUGCUGCCACCUCAGCGUCCAGCUAAGAAAGUCGGCUCUUUUGUGUGUGACACGUGUAUCUUUUUUAAAUGAGUUUAUCGUUGUGUUGUUUCGAUUUAAUAUGGGCUUUCUUCUUUACAAUUUUUGGGCUUUCUCUACGUUAUUUAGUUUUGUGAAAGAUGAUGGUAGCCCAGCUCGAUUAAGAGACCAAUCGUCUUCUUCGAUCGAGACAAAUCCUCUCAUACCCCUAUAUCUCAUACCACAAUCUCAAAAGGACCCUUUUUUCUUUUAAUUUUAUAUGUCAAACGAAAAAUCAUAAAAUUAAAAUGGAAACGUUAAUAUUUUUUAUUUGAUUUAUAGAAUUUGAUAAAAAUAUUUAAAAAAUCCAAAAACGUCUUUUUCUAUAUUUUCGAAAAAUCAUCAAAAUAUGAUUAAAAACAAUUUUAAAAUUUUUUUUUUUGAAUUUGAAAAAAUAUAGAAUUUAAAUAUUUGCCCAUGGGUUCACUAAUCCAUAGGGGGGGGGGGGUUAGGGUUUAGUUUUGAUGACCGAGAAAGAUUUAAUUUGGAAGUUUGGAUUAUGAUCAAAAAAAGAAUUAUGAAAUAGGGGUAUAGGAGACUUUAGGAGCUCAUAGGAGAUUUGGCAUUUCAUAUUUGGGGGCACACCAGAAGUUGGCUCCGAACCUCUGGUGCCCCCAACAGCACAAAGCAGAAUCUCCUAUGGGCUCCAUAAUCUCCUAUGCCCCUUUUUCAUUAAGUGGGCGUGAAAUGACGGGAAUGCCCCUGAAAAGUGGAAAAAAAAUUAAAAAAAUUAAAAAAAGAAAAUUCGAAAUUGGGGGGGAUUUCGGUCGGUCUGGGUUUCGGUUUGGGUUUGGUGUGGGUUUCGGUCAGGGUUUUAUUAAUUCAGUUCAAUUGAAACCGAAUCAAUUUCAAUUGGAUAUCUGGAAAAAAAAAUUUUAAAUUAAAAGAAAAUAAAAUCGAGCAGAUCAGUUAGUGGAGGAAACGAGUAGAGCAGAUCAGUUAGAGAAGGUGUCGAGAGUGGGCAGAAGUUCAUUUGGUAUGAACUACGAAGUGUUGCAGGGAGAUGAUGAUGUUUAUGAUGAAAUCGGACCGAAGGCCAUAACUCUGUAUGUAGAAAAUGGUGAAGCAAAUCAACAGAAGGAUCCGAUAGAUGCAGAGAAUGAUUUUAUGGAUACGGACACUGCAGCAGAGACAGACACUGCAGCAGAGACAGACACCGCAGCAGAGACAGACACCGCAGCUGAAACGGACACCGCAGCUGAAACGGACACAGCAGCAGCAGCUGAGACGGACACCGCAGCAGAGACGAACACCGCAGGUGAGACGGGUAUGGCUGCAGAUAAGUAUAUUGAGCAGCCACCUAUAAAAAAAGGUAGUCAGGUUAUAGAGGCUUGGGAAGACGGUUUGGGUCUGUAUAAGCUUCAGGAGUUUCCAAGUAAGAAAGCACUUCAAGAGGUGGUCGAUAGAGCUGCAUUUGGUGAAUGCUUUCGUUAUGUUAUCAAAAAGUCGGACCAGAGACGAUUGGUGUUAAAAUGUUGUGAAGCAACUUGUAAGUGGAGUUUACGAGCUGCAAAGAUUUCAGAGACUGAAAUUUUUUCAGUUAGGAGGUACACAGGUGUGCAUACAUGCUCUCGGUCUAAUCAAAGUAAAAGCAGCAACAUCAAGAGGAAAGGCUCAGCAGAAUUAGUGGCGACUUUUCUGAAUGAGGAAUAUCCUGGAAAACUAAGUACUCCUGUUCCGAAAGAUAUCAUGGAUCUUAUAAAGUUAAAACUUGGUGUAACAAUAUCCUACUCCACAGCCUUGAGAGGGAAAAAUUUAGCUAUUUCUGAGUUGCGUGGUGGUUCUGAAGAGAGCUACAAGAUGCUAUAUAGCUACUUGUAUAUGUUAGAGCAGGUCAAUCCGGGAACAAAAACAGGGGUGAAGUUGGAUGAAGCAAAUAAGUUCAAGUACCUCUUCGUAGCUCUGGGAGCUUGUAUUGAAGGUUUUGCAGCCAUGAGGAAGGUGAUAGUUGUCGAUGCCACAUUUCUGAAGAAUGGAUAUGGUGGUGUACUAGUAUUUGCUAAAGCUCAAGAUCCUAAUCGUCACCAUUAUCCGCUUGCGUUUGGUGUACUCGACGGUGAGAAUAAUGCUAGUUGGACAUGGUUUUUCGAGAUGCUCAAAACUGCUAUACCAGACUCUUCUGAAUUAGUAUUUAUGAGUGAUAGAAACCAGAGCCUAAUCGCAGCUGUAGCUAAUGUGUUUCCACAAUCUCACCAUGGCCAUUGUAUAUGGCAUUUGUCUCAGAAUGUGAGAGGGCAUGCUUGUAACACAACCAAAGCCGUAGUCGCAUGGAGAUUUAUGGAGUUGGCUAGGUGUUACACGGUGGCUGAGUUCGAGUAUGCUUACGCAUCUUUUAAGGUGAGAUUUCCUCCAGCAUACAAGUAUUUGGAGGAGCAUACGGAUAAAUGCACAUGGGCUCGGGUUUAUUUCCCAAGUGUGAGAUACAACUUGGACACUAGCAACAGUGUGGAGUCAAUGAACAGCGUCUUUAAGGACGCCAGGAGGUAUGCUUUAUUACCAUUGUUGGAUACAAUCAUCAAAAAGUUUUCAGACUGGUUCAAUGAACAUCGGAAAGACUCUGCGGCUGGGUCGAUUGAUACCAAACUGGUUCCUCUUGUCGAGAUUCACUUGCAUAACCUAUGGAGCACAGCUGAGAAAACACCAGUGCGUGAGCUUAAUAGUUAUGAGCUUGAGUACGAGGUAACCGACACUGAAAACGGGAAGAAUUAUGUUGUCAACUUGAUAGAGAAAAGCUGUAGCUGCAAGGUGUAUGAUUAUGAAAAGUAUCCUUGUCUGCACGGACUUGCUGCUUACUUAUAUUUCCUUGAGGUUGAAGCUGCUCCUGGUCGUCGACGUGAUGUGAAGAUAGAGUAUCAUGAGUUGUGCUCGAAAUAUUACUGGACGGAACUUUAGGCAUUGGCUUAUUACAAGACCAUUUAUUCUGUGCCGGACAAGUGUGAUUGGAAUGUACCAGAUCACAUCAGAGAGCUUCAGAUCAUACCUCCGGAUCGCCUCAAGAGGAAGGGAAGAAAAAAGAAUAAGAGGAAUCCAUCUGUUGGUGAACGACGUAAAAGGACACAAAACAUAAGGCGACGAAGGCAAAAUUUCGGUUUCAGUUGGCUGUUGUUUGGAAUGUGUAGUAGUAAUCUCAGUGAAUCAAACUAGAUCUUCUGGUUUGGAUUUUAUUGCUCUUGUGUUGCUUUUGAAAAUAUUGGUAAAACUAAGUAUAUCUUUUGUGGCAUAGACUCGAAAGUUUGAAAGUUUGAAGAAUUCUAUGUUUAAGCGAUCUAACCAUGUAUUAUCUAAGUUUAAGUGUUUGUUUUCUCGUUUGUUUUGCAACCUCUGUUUAAGCGUUUUGGCAGUUAUGUAUAAGUGAUAUAUUGGAAAACCGCGGAAAACUAGUAUAACUAGGUGUAACUAUGAUAGAAAUCGGCAUAAACCGAAAAUUUCUAACUACAUAAGUCUUAAUAGAAACACAGUCACCAAAAAUUAUAUAGCAGAUAAUGCUUCUCAAAAUACAUUAGUGAAGAUAACAAAUAUUUGCGAACCUCCAAAUAAGAAAACUCAUUGUUUUAUGAAAAAUAUAUCAUCGUAUAUAGUCUUUCAAAGAGCACUUUGUUAAUAAGAUCAGCUUAUAAAGAAGUAUUCUAUAGUUUUCAUGAUUUAAAAUAUAUUAUUGCACUAAUCAUUUAUGCUUACAUGAUAAUGCAGAAAAAUGACAAGUAGAACUUUCUUUACAAAUUAAAAUUAUACGUAAAACUAAAAAAUGUUGAAAUCACGAAAAGUAGAACUAUGAUGAAAAUUGGUAACACCAGAAACUUCAGUAUAACUAAGAGCAAAUAUAUUGGAGGGAGAAUAAAAAAAAUUUCGCGCCUAAACGAGAAAAGCCAAAAUUUCCAAUUAUUUUGGUCAAAAAGUAGAUUCCCCCUCUGCUCUUUUACCUGUGUCUCGUCUUUUCCUAUCCUUUUCCCAAACACUUUUUCACUUCCCCACCACUCUCUAUUUCAACUCUCUCUCACCAUUCAUACACCUUCUCUUUAUCCAUUUUCUUUCUAUAUUCUCUGAAGAUUCACGGUUUUACUCUUUCCCUUUUACUGAACAUGACUCAUCCGUAUGAAGAGAUGAAGGAGAUGAAGAAGCUGAAGAAACACUACGACAUGUUAGGGUUCGUUGCCGAUGCCCAAUAUGGAAUUCCCACCCGUUGCCCAUGCGGUGGUGAAAUAAUGACGAAUGUUUCUCCAACUCCGAAGUACAAAUCAGAUUUCGAUACCUUGCCUGGGAGUAGGUACUUCACCUGCAAGAAUUAUGAGGUAAUUUUUCUCCAACUAAGGGAAACUGAGAUAAACUGAGUUUAUACUAUGGAUGAAACUGUGUUAUACUCUAAGUGAAACUGUGUUAUAUUCUGGAUAUCUAUGGGUGAAACUGUGUUAUACUCUAAGUGAAACUGUGUUAUGGUGAAACUGACUUCCACUCUGGUUGAAACUGUGCAGGACGAUGGGUUGCACUUUCGUCAGCCAUGGGCUUUUGGUGUUCAGCAAGAAGUGGAGCGCCUAAGGGGAGAGGUGAAAGAGUUGGCUGAAGAGAUUGCUAAGCUUAAGAGGCUCAUUACCUCGACCUCCCGUCCAUGAGUUUCUCAACCUCGCAAGUUCUGAGUUCAUGUGCUAAAAACUUUGUCUUUCCUAACUAUCUAUUUAUCUUAUUUCGGUUAACACAAGUCUUUGUUUGUUAAGAGAGACGACUCUUGUUAAGACUUGUGUAAGUUUAUGUGUUCAAACUUAUGUUAUGCUAAGCACUCUUAUGUUUAUCAAUUGGUACUCUAUGUUUAAACUUUCAUCAUCAACCAUUAUUCUAAAAAACUAAUUUCCUACACAUUUCCAAUGAUGUGUACUCUCUCUUAAACUAAUUUCCUAGACUUUAUCAAUUGGUAAUCUCCUAGACUCUCACUCGACCAACACAAUAAAAGUAAAAGCAUCCACAACAAAGAUUUGAUAACAUAGUUAAAAGUUAUAAAUCCACAUCACAAACAAGAAACACAUCAAAAAACAUCGUUUGUCUACUUCAUAAAAAACAUAAAAACAAAGUUCUAACACACCAAGCAAGUGAGGCAUCUCUGCUUCACUUCUUCCUGCGUUUUUGUUUCUUCGCUUUCUCUUGUGCUGGUGCUUCUUCUUCUACUGCUUUAGCUUGUGCCUCCUUGACAAACUCCUCAAGCGGGGCCAAUCUCCCAUCCAAUUGGUCAACCUUCUUGUCAACUGUCCUCAUCAGUUUCAACGUUCUUUUCACCAACUUCAUAACAUCUCCCAGUUGAAUGGACUGCUCACCUGCUUCUAUUCCAUCCCCUCCUGCAGGUUCACUCGCUUCUGCCUGAUUUUGGCGCGCAGCUACAUCCUCGUCGUGCAUGUCUUGAAAAAAGACCUUAUAGCCUUCCAGACACUUCUCCCAACUGUCCACAGCUAUAUCAGAUUCAUCAACAUCGUCUUCAUCUUCCAAAAUGUCAUCCAAGAGCAUUUCUUCUUGUGGAGUUCUGGUGGGGAUGAUACUGUCGAUAUCCUAUCACAAACAUAAUUAUUUUUGAAUCUUAGCAACUAAGUGAGACCAUUGUUCCGUUACUAGUCCUACCUUAGUUCAACCAUAUAGUUCCAUUAUCUAGUCCUACCUUAGUUCAACCAUAUAGUUCCAUUAUCUAGUCCUACCUUAGUUCACCCUAGUUUUACUUUAAUCCUACCACCAUAUUACUCUAGUUCUACCACAGUAUUACUCUUGUUCUACUUUAGUUUACAGGUUAACUUACGGUUGUGUUAGACAAUUCCUUAUUUAUCGCCGAAAGUGACACCCCUGUCAUUCCAUUUCGUUUGACUGAGGACUUGCACAUCCUCGGGCAGUUGACAUCAGCUUCUUCAACAGGUUCUCUGAACGCCAAUCCUAGCUUAGGAAUUGCCUCGAAUGCAAGAAGCUGUUAUACAUAACAUUUAUAAAAUACCAUCAGUAAAUAACAAUAGCAAUCAAGUCAAUAAUGGAAUUUUGCAUACCUCUAGUGGAACACAGAAACCCGGAAGCGGCCAUAAUGUACCCUCUUUCACCACCCCUCCAAAAUGCUUCAUUGUGUGAGAGAUCUCCUUCAGCAUGUAAUCAUAAGAGAAUCUCCCCCAUGGAAAGGACUUACACAAGUCAAGAUCAUCCACUGCUCUCUGGAACACCUCCAACACAGGAUUAGCCUUGUGUCCAACCUUCGUUUGCGCGCAAACAACAGAAGCUAAGAAGAAUAGAACCGCCAUCUUCAGUCUGUCUUUGUGGGGUCCCAUGUUCACGAGCUUCUCCUUAACAUCCUCCAACCUUCUAAGUUCUCCUUCCUUGAAAUGUCGAUCAACGAACUUCGUCCCACCAAGCUUUUUGUAGCCGAGAGGAUAGUUGUGGCAGAAUAGCCCAGAUAUCAAACCGUGUUCCCUCAGCCCAUAACGGAUGGCAACGCCAUUCACAAUGAACCACACUUCUCUCCGCCUCUCGCUACCGGCAGUACGCAGCAACAACAUCCACAUACCCUGAACCCUGUGGUUGUUCUCGCUUUUCAUGUGGAAAAUGUGUCUGAAUUGAGGAUGCUCCGUGAACCAGUUCCACUCCGCGUUAGAUAGCUUCGGUUUCAGAUUGCGUAGCGUCUUAAUCGCACUAGUUAUCAUGCACCUCGUCCCUAGCUUUAUUUUUUUCCGGUACUCAGAUGGCUUGAAGAACAUAUUGGUUGGUUUGAUUGCCUCGGGUGCCUCAUUUUCAUCCAAAUCCUGCAAGUUAUAUCCAAGUUAUAUCCAACUUAUACAAACGUUAUACUAAAGUUAUACUCAAGUUAUACCCAAGUUAUACUCAAGUUAUACUCAAGUUAUACUCAAGUUAUACUAACGCAAACUUAAGUAAUACCAAAACUGACAGUUUUUCCAAUAGUUCUCCUAGUAUUACUAACAUAACGUUAACCCAUUCGAUUUACUACCUCUCCCGAAUCAUUUCUUAUUCAAACUCAUUGUUAAUUUGUUACCUGAGGUUCAGGUGGAUUCCCAUUCUCGUUUGCUUCCUCUUCUCCUUCUCCAUUUGCUUGUUCUUCUUCAGAAUCUUCAUGGUCCUGGUUAGAACUCUCGUUCUCUCCAUCUGGGUUUUCUUGUUCUUCUUCAGAACUCUCAUUCACUUCAUCUCCAGAAGCGGUUUUCUCAUUCACUUCAUCUCCAGAAGCGGUUUCCUCAUUCUCUUCAUCUCCAGAAGCGGUUUCCUCAUUCUCUUCAUCUCCAGAAGCGGUUUCCUCAUUCUCUUCAUCUCCAGGACCUUUGUUCAGUGUCGUCGGAGCAGCUUCUGCAACCACAUUAAACGGCUCAGUCAUCUCCGCCGUAUUCUCAGACGAGUCCUUUCUCGUCUUCUCCGUCGAGCCAUCCGUCGUCUGAUUCAUCUCCAUCGAGACAUCCGUCGUCUUUGCCGUCGAUUCAUCCGUCGUCUUUGCCGUCGAUUCAACAAUCUCCACCGCCCUCGUUUCACCCUCCUCCGUCGUCUUCUCCACAUUUUCUCCGGAGCCCGUCUUUGCAAACUUCACUCUCGGACCCUCUUCCUCUGUUGGAUUCUCCUUCCUCUUACCCCGUCGCGUUUCGACCACCAUCGCAAUCGGAAGAUAUCACCGGAUUCUAUCUCCGAUUCUCACCGAAUCAAGCUCGAUUUUGGAAACUAGGGUUCUUUUUCGUGAGGAAAGAAUGAGGAACUCGAAAUGAAAAAAAAAAUUCGAAAUUGGGGUGGGGGAUUUCGGUCAAAUACAUUGAGAGGGUUUGCUAAAACCGACAGCUUUGGUUUGGGAGAGUUUUCAGGGAUUGGUUUGUUUGGUUACACGGUUAGACGAUUCGGUUCAAUUGAUUUACCCAUUCAAACGGGUCGGGUCGGGCGGAUGGGUUAUACCCUGGUAUAACUUGUAAAUACUUCAACUAUUCCCAGGGUUUUAUGUCAUUUCGUUAUUUUCCGAAUUAAAAACAAAUUAUUUAUUUUUCUGUUUAUUAGGGUGUCUAAUAGAGAUUGGAUUAUCACAUUUGGGGGCACCAGAGGUGAUGACUCUCUUCGAUCUACCUAAACCGACAAUGGAGUUGAAUGGAGAGGGAUCUUUUGGUCGAGCUUCUUUCGCGUUGUUUUGUGUGAGAUUCUUCUCCUCCGUUACGGAUCCCUUCUGCGUUCAAUCAUUGUCAUUAAGGUCUCAAUUAACUCCAUUUCCCCCACUCCUUCCACGGUAUCACAUUCAUUGCAUAUUUGCAUCUCCCAUUUUCUUUCAGUCGGUGAUUCUGGAGCUAUAAAUAGCUUAGUUUGUCUUUGUGAAAUUCAUCACUUUGUGCCUCACAAUCUUAUUGACACCAAAACCUUUCGCAGAGUAUAGUGGCGAACUUCUCUCUUCUUGCUGACUUCAAAGACGAUGACUGCAGCACCACCGCCGAACUGCGGCUUCUGGAGUUUUAGAGGGCAGGAAUGUGAUCAAUCCUCUGUUCCGACGAUCCACUUCACCAAUCCUCCGUUAUCUUUCCGACCACAAAAGAAGAAGUUCCUCGAAAGCUCCUCGACCCAAGCGAGAUUAGCUUAUAUCCUUGCCUAAACCUGAAAACGAGUUCCAUUAUUUUAGAAUCUCUAAUCAGUGUUGUAGAUAUCCUCAAGUAUAUGAUUCUUUGUAUAAAAGGAUAUAUGUGUGCGUGAAGGAAGUGCUUUGUUUUGUUCAUUGUGAGCGAAAUGUAUCCUAUAACAUUGCUUUUAUUCAUUGAUUUUUCUCAGAUUUGCACAUAAAUAUAUCAGAGUUUGAAUGAGCUAACAUAUUGAUUCACGUUACAAUCCGUUAAGUGACAGAGUAAAUAUAACAAUGGAAGAUUCAGAAGGAAGCAAUGCCAUUUCUUGAUCAAUUUCAUAAAGUCUACAACAGCAAAAUCACAACUUAACUAUCAAUAUAUUACUUCAUUGUCUAGGGGAUUUAUAGAGAGAGCACUAACCUGUCAAUUGUUAUAGGCAUUAGUUGCAUCCGACACUAAAACCAGCCAAUUAGGAAUUUAUUGACUAUCCACAUGAACCGUUAGACAAAAUCAAAUUCAGUACUAUCAAAAGUAGUUUAUUCAUAAGCCCUGUUUCAAGGAAAAAAAACAGUUUAUACAUAUAAAUUAAGAGUCAAGUUAUGAGUCAAGUUAUGAACAAUACUGGUUCCUGAACUGGCUGGAAAAAAAAGUAAGAAAAAGGAUUAAAAGCACCUCGAUCAGAGAAAACGAACGAAGAAAAAAAAAGGAUAAUUGAACAGAGGCAUCUCCUCUCAAGCCCCCAAAUGUAAAAAGGCAAUCUCAGAAAGACACCCCUAUUAACAGAAAGAUAAAUAUUUAUUUUUAAAAUCGAAAAAUGCGGAAAUGACAAAAAACCCUGGAAUAAAUGAAGGAUUUACAAGUUGUACCAGUGUAUAACCCAUCCGCGAGGACCCGACCCGAAUGUAUAGUCAAUUCAAUUGAACCAAAUCGUUGAACCGUUUAACCAAUCCCUGGAAACCAAACCAAUCCCUCAAAACCAAACCCAUCCUUCGAAACCAAACCAAAUCUGUCGGUUUUAUCAAACCCUUUACAAUUUCCCUAAAUCCUCCAAUUGAUUAAUUCAUUCGACUCCCAUUUCUCCCCCCUCUUUUCACUCCACUUUAAACGAGAAGAAACUCUAGUUUUGAAAAUCAAUCGGUGAGUUCAGAGGAGCCAACAACGAUUACGAUAUGGUGGUCGAAACGAGAGGAGGGGGUAAGAGGAAGGAUAAUCCAACGAAGGAAGAGGUUCGGAAAGUGAAGUUUGUAAAGACGACCUCCGAUAAUAUUGAGAAGACGACGACGGAGAAUGUUGAAUCGACGGGAACGGCAAAGACGACGGAGAUUGUUGACUAGAGGGAGAAGACGACGGAUGUCUCGACGGAGGUGACGACGGAUGUCUCGACGGAGAAGACGACGGAUGUCUCGACGGAGAAGACGACGGAUGUCUCGACGGAGAAGACGACGGAUGUCUCGACGGAGAAGACGACGGAUGUCUCGGCGGAGAAGACGAGUGAGGACGCGAGGGAGAGUACGGCAGAGAUAACGGAGGCGAGUGAUGUGGCUUUAGAAACUGCUCCGGCGACAAUGAACAAAGGUCCUGCUGGCCCAUCUCCUCCAGCUCCUCCAGCAACUCCGGCGAUAGGGACUGAACCUGAAGAAGAAGAGAAUGAGGAAACACCUUCUUCUGGAGAUGAAGAGAAUCAGAAAGCCGGUUCUGGAGAGGAAGAGAAUGAUCAUGACGACCGUUCCGAUGAUUCUAGCCAGGAGAAUGAAGAUGGUGAAGAAGAACAAGAAGAAGCAGAUGAGAAGGAAGAUACUGAAGGUUCUGGAGAAGGAAAUGGUGACAGAGAAGGAAAUGGAGACGGAGAUACUGAAGGUUAUGGAGAAGGAAAUGGUGACAGAGAAGGAAAUGGAGACGGAGAAGGAAAGGAUAAUGAGAAUGAAGGUUCUGAAGAAGAAAAUGACCGAGAAGAGUUACCAAAUGUAGACGACAAUGAGAAUCCACCUGAACCCGGAAAUCCAACUGAACCAGAGGUAACAAAUGUAACAAAUUUUCAAUUGAGUGUGUUAAUGCUAGUAAUACUAGGGGAAGUAUAGGAAUAACAUGUUAGUUUUGGUAGAGGUAAACUGAAAUUGUGUAAACGGAUAUAACUUGGAUAUAAUUUGGAUAUAACUUGGAUAUAACUUGGAUAUAGCUAACUUGGAUAUAACUUUAGUAUGACUUGGAUAUAACUUAGGUAUAACGUGGUGAAUACUUUGGUAUAACAUGGUGAAUACUUUGGUAUAACUUGUAGGGUUUGAAUGAAAAUGUGGCAAUCGAGGCAAUCAAACCAACCAGCAUGUUCUUCAAGCCAACCGAGUACA